AACCCCAAAAAGUGGACAAUGGUCAGUCGAUUUAAUACUAGUGCUACGUUACUGGUUAUUUUCUCAAUUUUCUAACCGGUUUUUGUAUGAAAUUGACGUUUCCUUUUAGCAGAAGAUGCCUCCCGUUCCCGGUGACCGAGAAGAAGAAGAAACCGCUUUCCAAAUAAUCAAUCAAGAUAAUUUUCCUAUAGCAGUGGUCGGCCAACCGAUUUUGAAAGCGUUCGAUCAAGACGUUCAAAAAUCCAAACCUAACGUAAUCGUCCAUCCGACUAGAAGAAUAAAUAAUAAUAAACUCGAAGAAAACAACGAUGAAAUUAAAAGGAAUAUUACUAAAUCACACGGGAAUUUAUGCCAUAACAACAGCGCCGAUCAAAUUAAUCUAGAAGGUAUUAAAAAUGAGCUAGAUACAGAGGCGUUUACCAAAACGUUAGAUUCGAAAUUGAAGAGGCUUCAAAAAUUUGAGGCGAAACAACAAAAAUUUUCUAAUAAUACCGAUCCACCAACAUUGAAGAAACCCUUUGUGACAACUGUGAAAAAAGGGCAAUUUCUAGAACCGCCGCCUGAGAUAGCAAAUCUUAUCGGUAUGAAAAUCGAUGAAACGAAAAUCGUGAAAAAAAAUCCAAAGGAAAUAAAGAAACUUUACGCUUUUUCCAGUCAACCGAGAAUUUUGAGCAGGACUCCUCCUAGGACUGUCCAUCAAAACAGAUGUGAAGCAGCAGCGUGCGCGGCUGCCAAAUUGGUUGGGACCGUCGUGGGAAUCAAAAAACAAAACGAAAAUUUAAGAGAUAAUGUAAAACCUCAUCCGCCAUUAGAUAAGAAAAAAUUGAAAGAAAAUGACGCUACCAGAACGGAAAAUCAGGUUGACCAGCAUCGAGUCGAGCAGGCUAAAAGAAGAUAUAUAGCAAGGAAAAAGGCGAUAAAUCAACAUGCAAAACAUCCUAAACAACAAGUACAAGCUCUUUAUGCCGUUCCGGUUCAUUUACAACAGAAAUUAUUAGAACUGAGCGAAUUACAACAAUCGUUAACAAACAAGAGUAUUUCUGACGCUAGUACUCAAACUGACACGCAAGAUUACGCCAUAGAUAAACCAAAAGAUUUGAAAAUGAAUGAUGUUCAGGUUCAAGUACGUCCUACUGAUCUUUUUGAUUUGAGUUCUGAAGUGAAGAGUAUUGUAGAAAUUCUAGUAACGAAAACUAUAGAGGAAGCUUUGAUCGAAGUAUUAGAAGAAGAAGAAAUGAUGACGAUGAAAGAACAACAACGGAGAUUCUUAGAAUAUAUGAUGACGAAAUCCAGCGAGGAUUCACUGAAGAACGAUCACGGCUUUAGUGACGAAAAAUUUUCGACGAAUAUGUUUUUAAAUAGUUACGUACCUAAUUUGAUAACCUCCGUAUAAAUAUAUAAUGAAAAACAAAUUUAACUCAAUUAAGACAUAAAUAAAAUUUAAUUCAUAAUUAAUUUAUCUUAGCGUAAACACUGGUCAUGUGAUAUAUGGGAAGAAGGAAUUAUCUAUUAUAUAGUUAAAAAAACUACAUUUAAAUUUCAACAAUAUAGAUUGGUGCUAAACCUUUAAGUUGGUUAGUAUACAAUAAAUCACAUUUUCUAAUAUAAUUUUAUAGAAUUUAAUUUC
This is a messenger RNA of Diorhabda carinulata, 1627 nucleotides long. RefSeq lists its product as uncharacterized. Bases 116 to 1393 code for a protein of 425 amino acids. The record is from RefSeq and is a predicted model, not a curated record. NCBI's taxonomy places the organism in Eukaryota, Metazoa, Arthropoda, Insecta, Coleoptera, Chrysomelidae. Gene Ontology annotation, cellular component: cilium. The transcript is spliced from 7 exons.